Salarias fasciatus (jewelled blenny) is the source of this 907-nucleotide messenger RNA. RefSeq names its product protein S100-B-like. Bases 29 to 328 code for a protein of 99 amino acids. The record is from RefSeq and is a predicted model, not a curated record. Gene Ontology annotation, biological process: positive regulation of canonical NF-kappaB signal transduction; positive regulation of cell population proliferation. The transcript is spliced from 3 exons. NCBI's taxonomy places the organism in Eukaryota, Metazoa, Chordata, Actinopteri, Blenniiformes, Blenniidae. Gene Ontology annotation, cellular component: nucleus; cytoplasm. Gene Ontology annotation, molecular function: calcium ion binding; RAGE receptor binding; transition metal ion binding.
UCCUCAUAAGACAAAGACGGUUCAGCAAAUGGAGGCUUCAAAGAACCAUACGUCUGACCUGGAGAGUGGCAUGGUCACGAUCAUUCAAGUUUUCCAUAAAUACUCGGGUCACAAGUGCAAGCUGAAGAAGGCAGAGCUGAAAGAGCUGAUCAACAACGAGAUGAGUCAUUUCAUUAUGAAAAUCCAAGAGAAUGAAACUCUCGAUGAACUUUUUUCUGAUCUGGACCAGAACGGAGACCUGGAGAUUGACUUCAAAGAGUUCAUCGCCCUCAUCGCCAUGGUGACCUCAGCGUGCCAUGAACUCUUCACCCCAAACCGCGGCAAUUAGCCAGCAUGUACACCGAGUACUCAUACAAAGUUAUAUCAUUGGAAACGAGUCUCUUCCUCUCAUUUAAGUGUGACUGAAAACUUACUGGGCCACAGGGUGUCUGAGGUGAUUGUGACUAUUUCUGACUUCUGAACUGUCAUAUUUGGACUUGUGAAUAAAACAAAUAUAACCACAUGAGACAUGUGGAAAGCAGCAUAUUUAAUUGGUGUAAGCAGGUUUACUGUUGAGCACAAAAACACCCGGCUUCAAAAUUCAAAGCAUGUAUUCAGGGGCUGAAGAACAUGUUGCUCUGACAGCAUCUUUGUGUGGGAGUGAAUCAUGACGGCGGGUUAGUUGAGGGAGGUUUGAUUAAAGCCGUUUGCUGCAGGCCUGAGGGACCUUGAGUCAGAACUAUAGAGAGCACCACAGUUACUAUCAUUCAAGAUUUACACCUGCAAAUUUGGAAAAAGUGUUACCUGAAGAAAACAGAGCAUCUUUGAAAGAGAAAAGUAGCUGAAACAUUUUUGGGGGCGUAAGAAUUAUAUUAACUUAUCAAACCAUUUAAGAUCAUUUGUGAGUGUAACAUUUGCAGCUUCACCU